AUGGAUUACACACUAGCAGCGCUAAAGCUAAUGUGUGCACAAUUGAAGCAAUCCAAACAGACUCCUUCACAGUCUUCCUUCACUUUUGGUGGCAUCCUCUUCCAACGCGCUUGGGUUCAGGGCCUUCUCGUCUCCGUUCCCGACAAUAACAACGACGAUGACGACGAUAACCGCUGUCGCUUUCUUCUUGAUGACGGUACAAGCGUUAUUGAAUUGUUUCUCUCUAAGAGCUACCUCAAACAAGAUAAUUGGGUUACUGGGAUGUAUGUGAUGGUAGUCGGACCUUACCUUGUUCCUGCCGGCAAAAACCCAAUGAUUAAGGUUCACAAGAUAGUUGAUCUUUCAGCAAAUCCUAAUAGAGAGGCGAUGUGGUAUCUUGAAGUUAUUGAAGCCUACAGAUUGUUCUACCAACCUCUUAUUGAAGAUUGAACACAAGAUUAACUUUACAGGCGUCAAAUUUCAGCCACCAGAGUCUAUGUUUCUGUAAUUUCCUGGUUAAGAAAAUGUAACUCUGUAAUGACAAUUGCCCCUUUUUGCUUCACACCUUUUGCUUAUUCAAGUGCUUGCUGUCAUAGUAGCAUAUGGUUUAUAUAGCGAAUUGUCAAAAUAUCUGCACUCCUGCAGUGUACUACUGAUAUUUCGUUCUUUACGACAGAGGUCUGUGAAAAGGAAGCUAAAACAUUUAGAUUUGUGAAA
Messenger RNA from Chenopodium quinoa (quinoa), 696 nucleotides. RefSeq lists its product as uncharacterized. The coding region runs from base 1 to 429 and encodes 142 amino acids. NCBI's taxonomy places the organism in Eukaryota, Viridiplantae, Streptophyta, Magnoliopsida, Caryophyllales, Amaranthaceae. The transcript has 3 exons. The record is from RefSeq and is a predicted model, not a curated record. Gene Ontology annotation, cellular component: cytosol; nuclear speck. Gene Ontology annotation, biological process: negative regulation of double-strand break repair via homologous recombination; maintenance of rDNA; DNA repair.